Messenger RNA from Lepisosteus oculatus (spotted gar), 1669 nucleotides. It is a transcript of the gene gmppaa, whose product is annotated as GDP-mannose pyrophosphorylase Aa. Gene Ontology annotation, molecular function: transferase activity. NCBI's taxonomy places the organism in Eukaryota, Metazoa, Chordata, Actinopteri, Semionotiformes, Lepisosteidae. The record is from RefSeq and is a predicted model, not a curated record. Gene Ontology annotation, cellular component: cytoplasm. Gene Ontology annotation, biological process: biosynthetic process.
GACGCAUACUGCAAACUUGAAGAUCGGGUGUACGUGGAGCUGUGUAGUAUUUUCAUCCUGCAAGGUUGAAUGUUAUUAAAUUUUGCGGGUUAGAACGGAGAUAAUUCUUGAAGUCAGUUCAUCUGAGCACUUUUUUGCGGUACCUUGGCAUUAUUGUAUUAUUCUACGCAACUGGAAAUUGGCUUAUGCUCACACGGAAAAGCCCAACAGCUGAACAUUGACGGAUCGGUGACACUGCCUCUCAGUUACAGGACUGUUAACGCAGAGAAGAUGUUGAAAGCUGUGAUCUUGAUUGGAGGCCCACAGAAAGGCACUCGGUUUCGGCCUCUGUCCUUUGAGGUUCCCAAGCCCCUGUUCCCAGUCGCUGGGGUUCCGAUGCUCCAACACCACAUCGAAGCUUGUGCGAAGGUACCAAAUAUGAAAGAGAUCCUACUUGUAGGUUUUUACCAACCAAAUGAAGAACUCACUCGAUUUCUGUCUUGUUCACAACAGGAAUUUAAAAUCCCUAUAAGGUAUCUCCAGGAGUACGCCGCGCUGGGCACUGGGGGGGGGAUCUACCACUUCAGAGACCAGAUUCUGUCGGGGGGUCCGGAGGCGUUCUUCGUCAUGAACGCGGACGUGUGCUCCGAGUUCCCGCUGCCUGAGAUGUUGCAAUUCCAGAAGGAACAUGGAGAUCCACACAGUUUUGUCAUUCUUGGUACCACUGCUAACAGAAAACAGUCCAUGAACUAUGGAUGCAUUGUGGAAAACCAACAAACUAACGAGGUGUUGCACUAUGUGGAAAAGCCAAGCACGUUUGUCAGUGAUAUUAUCAACUGUGGCAUUUACCUGUUCACACCGGAAAUCUUCCAGCACAUUGGAGCGGUCUUUCAGAAGAACCAGCAGGACCUGUUGCUGUAUCCUUAUGAGGGGGAGGAGCAGGUGAACGGGUGGCAGCGUGCUGAAGUUAUUCGCUUGGAACAGGACAUCUUUACUGCUUUGGCAGGGCAAGGAAAGCUUUAUGUGUACAAAACAGAUCGAUUCUGGAGCCAGAUCAAAUCUGCAGGAUCAGCCAUCUACGCCAGCCGUUUGUACCUAAAUCAGUAUCACAGAACUCACCCUGAAAGACUUGCUUCUAAUAAAGAAGGAGGGCCCAAGAUAAGUGGCAACGUGUACAUUCAUCCAACUGCCAACAUCGACUCCACUGCUGUGUUGGGUCCCAACGUCUCCAUCGGCACUGGAGUGACAAUAGGAGCUGGAGUUCGAGUGCGAGAGUCCAUCAUUCUUCAUGGUGCCAUUCUGCAGGAUCACAGCUGUGUCCUCAACAGCAUUGUUGGAUGGGACAGUACGAUCGGCCGGUGGGCACGGGUUGAGGGCACACCAAGUGACCCCAACCCCAAUGACCCUUAUGCUAAAAUAGACAGUGAGACGCUUUUCAGGGAUGGAAAACUUACACCUUCAAUAACAAUUCUGGGCUGUAACGUGACCAUCCCGUCAGAAGUGAUUAUUCUCAACUCCAUCGUUCUCCCCCACAAGGAUCUGAACAGGAGUUUUAAAAACCAGAUUAUAUUGUAGUUCUAAUGCAAGAUUGCCAAUAGGUGUUUCUAUACACUAGAAAAAAAUGCACAUAUAACAUUGCCUUUUUACUGUAUUUAAGAAAUAAAUGUGAUGUUGUUGAGUUGGUUAGAAA